Molecule: messenger RNA, 427 nt
Organism: Loa loa (African eye worm)
Lineage: Eukaryota; Metazoa; Nematoda; Chromadorea; Rhabditida; Onchocercidae
Exons: 3
Coding region: 29-427 (132 amino acids)
Source: RefSeq, a predicted model, not a curated record
UUUCAGAAAUUAAUAAUAUUGUAAUUCCAUGCCGCAUAACAGUUUAUCACCGAUUUUUUUAUCGGAUUUACCGGAUUAUUGCAUUGGACGAAUUGAUGAAAAAUGUCCAAUUUGUUUCCGUUGUGAAAAGAAAGCAGAACAUAUGAGUAAACAUUUGCGCCGAUUUCGAUUAGAUGGUGGAUUUCGACCAUUUUGGAAAUAUUAUCAAGCUGAUGCAACUGUAACACCAUCCCAGUCAUUAACUUGUUCUAAAAAUGGUCGACGAAAAAUGGAUUCACGUAGUACUGUAAGAAGUUAUCCAACAUAUACCGAAAAUUCUAUGGGUAAAUCAAUGCUAGAAUAUUUGCGCACUGAUAGUGUUCCAACUUUGAAUUUGAAACAAUCAUUUUCAACUCUUCGACGAUUUAAGCGACGAGAUUUCAGUUAG